GCUGAAGAACAUCAAGACCAGUGAGGCGUACAAGGCGGUCUGGGGCAACACCCAGGACGGGGUGGUCUCCACGCAGCCCUCGCGGGUGGCAGACGAAAGGGAGCAGAUGGUCAUGAGCGGCGACUACAUCCACAGAAUAACGAAUGACGCGCGGGAGGACGAGAUGGAGGAGAACCUGCUACAGGUGGGAAGCAUCCUGGGCAACUUGAAGAGCAUGGCGCUGGACGUGGGCAACGAGAUCGACAUCCAGAACAAGCAGGUGGAGAAGAUCAUGGAGAAGGUCACCGUGAACGAAGAUCGCAUCCAAGAAGCCAACACCCGGGCCAAGAAGAUUCUAAAAAAUGCCUGA
Terrapene triunguis (Three-toed box turtle) is the source of this 349-nucleotide messenger RNA. Its product is annotated as synaptosomal-associated protein 25-like. The transcript has 3 exons. Gene Ontology annotation, molecular function: SNAP receptor activity; syntaxin binding. NCBI's taxonomy places the organism in Eukaryota, Metazoa, Chordata, Testudines, Emydidae. The record is from RefSeq and is a predicted model, not a curated record. Gene Ontology annotation, biological process: synaptic vesicle fusion to presynaptic active zone membrane; synaptic vesicle priming; exocytosis. Gene Ontology annotation, cellular component: plasma membrane; SNARE complex. The annotation marks the transcript as partial.